GUUCCUCGUCACCUGACAACGCCACAACAAAUAACAAAAAAUCGCAAUGGAGAUGAACAAGAUCACCUGCGCCAUUCUCUUCGCUGCCGCAACCGUCAGUGCCGUCGUUGCUCAUGAUGAGGCAGCGGCUCCAGCACCUGGACCAACCAGCGGCGCCACCGUCGGCCUUCCGGCAAUCGGCUCUCUCAUCGGCGCUUCGUUGCUCUCCGUCGCGGCCUACUACUUGCAAUGAUCAGAAGAAUUGGCUUCAAGCGGGGGAAGGGAAUGGAGUGAGAGAGUAUUGGUUCAUGUGUUGUUGAUAUUAUCUAGUUUAUGGGUGCGAUUAUUGGCAGAUUUUAU
Cucurbita maxima (winter squash) is the source of this 339-nucleotide messenger RNA. Its product is annotated as arabinogalactan peptide 23-like. The record is from RefSeq and is a predicted model, not a curated record. The transcript has a single exon. Lineage: Eukaryota; Viridiplantae; Streptophyta; Magnoliopsida; Cucurbitales; Cucurbitaceae. The coding region runs from base 47 to 232 and encodes 61 amino acids.